AUGGAUGAAUGGCGAAUACAACAGCAUCAUAGAAUGGUAUCAGGUGGCGUCGGUCCAAUACUCAGUUAUCAUACAGUACAUUCAAGAACUUCUCCAUAUCCAUCACCACAUCAAAUGAGUGAACUAAAACAAUCAUAUCAAUAUCAACAGAAUUCCUCAACAGCAUCUUCGAAUCCUAUGUCGCCUUCAAAUAUGGCACAAUCACCAAAUCCGAAUGCAACACAAAUGUGUGUUAAAAACGAUUCAGAAGACACAACAUCGUCAUCAUCCUCAACAUCAUCAUCUGAUGAAGUUUCUAAUACAACAACAACAUCAUCAAAUCCUAAUGUUUAUACUCCUAAUAAUACAAAUGUUUCAUAUUCACCAGCACAAAUGGAACAAAUUCAACAUCAACAUCAACAACAACGCAUGAUGGCUACUAAAACCCAUGGUCCCAUGGUUGGCUAUCAUCCAGGCCAACAACAAAUGAUGGCAGCGCGAGCACGUUCAAUGCCAUAUCCAAUGCCUCCACCUCAAUCUCAUCAUCAUCCUCAGCCUCAUCAACAUGCAUCCAUGUAUCCGCAUCCACCUAAUGCAGUUUGUCAAUGUAGUCAACAUAUGCAUACAACUAAUGGUCAUUAUCCGAUGCAUCCUUCACAACAUCCAAUGUAUUAUCAACAACAGCAGCAACAACAACAACAACAACAACAACAACAGCAGCAUGAAGCAUGGUAUCGAUAUCAACAACAGCAAGCCGCUUGGAGACAACAUCAAAUGCAUCAACAACAACAGCAGCAGCAACAACAGCAACAUUUACAUCCUCAACCGAUAUCUAUUGAACAGAGUUACAAUGCUAUUUUAUCUGAUACAACAUCUACAACAAAAUUAAAAGCAACAAAAACGAAAUCGAAAAAGAAACAAUCAACAACAUCUUCAUUAAAUGAGGAGCCCAUGAUGAAAUAUCAACCAAUGCCGCCAACAUCACUGAAUUUAUCUGUGCAACAGCAACAAUCACGUGUAUGUAUUCCAUCAACGGCAACAGCUUAUUAUCCAUCAGUUUAUUCAACAUCAAAUCCAUAUCUACCAGCCCAACAACUACCUCCAACAUCAUCUUCAUCUAUUCCACAAGAUCAUCCGCUGUAUGCUCAAACAUCUCCAACAACUCUUUCACAUCAUCAAUCUCAAAUAUUCACAAGUCCAUUGAGUAAUCCUGGAACACCACAUCAGAUACAUAGUAAUGGAGAAUUUAAUGGUACUGCUGAAUUUGGUGUACCCUAUCAUCAUGUUGCCCCAGGUUCAGUGAAUUCACUGACAGAUGCUCUUUGUCCAGGUGGUGAUGCAACUGAUCGACAAAUGACACCUGGUCCACCGAGUGUUGGUACACCUCGUGUUGCACCACAUCAAUAUUCAUUUCCGCAUACGCCACUAACUCCUCAAACAAUAAACAAUCAAAAUGCAAACCCUCAUACACCAGUUAUGAUGCCACCAACACCAAAUCCAUUAUCAGCUCCACCGACACCUCUAGCACGUCCACGUUCAUCAAGUGAUCAAACACAACUUCUAUCAAAUACAAUUCAACAAUAUGAGCAAAAUAAAUCAAUGAAUAAUGUUGAUGAUCUUGCUGCUUAUCUUAAAGAUCCGACAAAUGUCUAUUUAACUGAUGAUGUAUCAUCUACAUUCUUCGAUGAUAUUGAUGCACUAGCCGAUACCUAUUUGGGACCACAAUCAAACAAUCAACAACAAUCUCAUGUUGAGCGUAACUCAGCUGAAGAUAUUCUCUUGAAUUUUCUUUGUUCAGAUGAUUUAACAGCAUAA
Molecule: messenger RNA, 1794 nt
Organism: Rotaria socialis
Lineage: Eukaryota; Metazoa; Rotifera; Eurotatoria; Philodinida; Philodinidae
Source: the annotation of a GenBank genome assembly